UACCACUCGGCCUUAUAAUCAUGCCUCCUCCUCGGAUCAUCUGUAAGGAGACGUGCAUCUUUCAUCCUAUCUUUCAGCUCCCUUCUUCUCCUCCAUCCCCCCAUCUCCCUCCAUGUCUCGAUCCCGAUUCCCGCCUACACCCGCCAUGUCCGGUGAACUGAUCAUCAAGGAUCAGCCCGUUGACGGCACCGAUGCCUUUGCUCUGCCCCCGGCAGCUCUCAGUCCCGCCAAGGGGGACUCGGCCAGCCGACGUUCCUCGCGAUCAGACCCAACUUAUGUGCCCGCAUCCCCGACAUCCCCCGAACUAGCUGCUCGGGGACGCUCAACUCAACAUGCCCGGUCGGGAACAGCUACCAAGCGACCUCUAGAGGACUUGGAUCUUCCUCCUCCACCAACACGCACUCGCAAAAUUAUCCAAAUGAAGCCUAAAUCACCCGCAACUGCCAAGUCUCCCGCAAAGCCCAAAGACUCGGCCAAAGGAGCAGCUCAGACUGCUGCCGAGCCCGCCAAUGCCACUGCCAGCGCCUCCAAGAAGAAGCAGCCGAGUGCGACCAGUGCUGCCGGCCGCAAGAUUGCUCGCAAGACUGCCCAUAGUCUGAUUGAGCGCCGCCGGCGAUCCAAGAUGAAUGAGGAGUUUGGAACAUUGAAGGAUAUGAUUCCCGCCUGUCGGGGCCAGGAGAUGCACAAACUGGCAAUCCUUCAGGCCAGUAUCGACUACGUCAACUACCUGGAAAAGUGCAUCCAGGACCUCAAGACCAACGGCAGUGCUCACCCCACAGCUGCACCCCCAUCUCCCACCUCCCCAGAAUUCAUUGCCGAAACUGGCACAGACACUGUCAUGCACCAAGCUCCUCGACGCCCUCCCUCUUCCACAUACUACUCCUCCGCCUCCUCUGUCAACUCCCCAGAGAUCUUACCCCCGAACACGCACUUCUACGACGCAUCCCCGUCAUUUUCUCCUCGCACGAGGAUGCCCUCUGUCCACACACUCCCAGAGGCUCCCUCUAUCCUGCCCAGUCCAGCCUUGGGUCCUACUUACGCCUCUAUGGACAAACUUCAAGAUCUCCAAGGCAUUGAUCAUGAAGCAUCCGCUGCCCUGCUGAUGUUGACACGUGACCGCCGUGGUACUGCAGACUCAAUAAGUGAGCACUUCCAGGGUAGCACAGCACUGUCGACGUCAGAAGACAGCCGGAUGAGUGUUGACUCGCAACGAAGGAAAGGCAUGAGCGUGCGGGAUCUUCUGAUCUCAUAGAUGGGAUGUAUUAUGUGUCACGUGCUUGCUCCCUGGAGUCUCAAUUUUUCCUGUUGAUAUUUUGCGGGCGUUUUGAUGGUUUCACAAAUACUCUGGGGUUUUUAGAGUCUGAUUGGUGCGAGGGUUGGAGCGAUUAUAUCCUGGAGGCUUUUUUGGAUUUCUGG
Molecule: messenger RNA, 1416 nt
Organism: Penicillium subrubescens
Lineage: Eukaryota; Fungi; Ascomycota; Eurotiomycetes; Eurotiales; Aspergillaceae
Exons: 2
Coding region: 113-1252 (379 amino acids)
Molecular function (GO): protein dimerization activity
Source: RefSeq, a predicted model, not a curated record